AUGAAUAAUCUUGCAACAGAGACUGCCACAUUGAGCGCUGAGUGUGACUGUCUUGGCGAAUACAAAUUACUGGUGUUUGUAUUCGCACCAGUACUGGUAUUAUUUAUGAUUAUCUGUGCAGAAACAGUGCGCAUGCACUACAGUUUCCGGAGGCAAACAGAAAAGAUGUUGGUGCAGGCUCACGAAAACCUGGAGUGGGCUUACGAGAAGCUGGAGCGGGCUCACGAGAAGCUGGAGUGGGCUCAUCGACGUAUGGUUGACAUAGACGGAAACCGAACAAGAAUUUCCCCACCCCUGCAAGGUUUGAAGUUAUAG
This is a messenger RNA of Cylicocyclus nassatus, 315 nucleotides long. NCBI's taxonomy places the organism in Eukaryota, Metazoa, Nematoda, Chromadorea, Rhabditida, Strongylidae. The record is from the annotation of a GenBank genome assembly.